This is a messenger RNA of Hyaloperonospora brassicae, 594 nucleotides long. The record is from the annotation of a GenBank genome assembly. NCBI's taxonomy places the organism in Eukaryota, Oomycota, Peronosporomycetes, Peronosporales, Peronosporaceae.
AUGGCCGCUACGAACCACACGACGAGCCAGUCGUCGAACACGUCUGCGCAAGCGCGCGACGUCAUUUCGUGGCACGCCUACACGAGCGGUCUCAAAGCCGGCGCAGUUGCGGCAGUGGUCGCUGCCACUGCUGUCGCGACGGCCAACAAGUACUGGUCCACGUUUCGCCACCGGUUGGGGGUGAGUGGCAAGACGGCGCUCGUCGUGUCGCCCUUCUUGGGCGCGUUUACGAUCGUCGCGGAGAACCGACUGGUCCACGGCGCCCGGAACCCCGAAAUGUACUUGGCGACCCUCAACGGCCCGGCGGGCGCAACGUUACCGCACGAGACGCCGCAGCUGAAGCUCUGGCAACGGAGCGCCAAUGCGCUGUACGAGCACCCGUACCGCGCGCUUGUGGCCGUGGGGGGCCCUCUGGUCGGCGGCAUUUACGGCUACCAGCACCUGAACAAGGGCAUCUCAGCCUCGCAACAGAUUAUGCACACCCGCAUUUACGGCCAAGCGCUGGUCGUCGUGCUCUUGCUGGGGUCCAUGGCCUUUCAUGACUACAUGGGCAAGCGCGGUAAGUAUACGAUCGAAGGAGACGAGGAGGACUAG